AUGCUUCUGGACGGAUCUAAGACAAUUAGAUAUCUUCUUCAAUUUUACCGGGAAAGAUUGAGCAUUGAAGAAGAGUAUGCAAGAAAACUCAACAAUCUAGCAAGAAAAAGUAAUAUCGGAACAAAAGAGAGAGCUGGGAGUACAUUGCGUGAUAGUUUAGCGAUGUUAGUGGAGGAGACCAAACAGUUGAGUAAUAGUCACUCUUCAGAGGCACAGAAGAUCGCAGACUUGGUAUAUCAGCCAUUGAAUGAAUUUCUUAGUAACCUUAAGGCCAGCAACAAGCCUUGGGAAUCUACCAUUGUUGAGUUUGUGAGGUACAAAGAAUCGUUGAAGCUAAAAACAAGACAGGCAGGGAAGAAGUACGAAUCAUCUUGGAGUAAGAUCAAUGGCUUACGAACAGAACAGAUCUUGCUGGACGAUACGGAAGCUAGAAAUGUUCAAAAGAAGAUAGACAAACUAGCUGCAGUGAUGAUUGAAGAGAGAGAAAAGUUCUACAAGCUCGUCACCCAGUACAACCAGGUGCAAGAGUCCUUCAAGAAAGAAUGGUGCAAAUACUGCGAGAACUCUCAGUCUUUGGAGGAGGAGAGAAUAAAAACUAUAAGAAGAAAUAUUUGGGAGUAUGCCAACACAAUUAGUUCAUCUUGCAUACAGGACGAUCAGAGUGCCGAGAACAUCAGACUAAGCCUAGAAAAAUGUUCAUUCGAGAGAGACAUUGACGAAUUUGUCAAUUCAAUGGGAACUGGAGACAGAACCGGUGUUCCAAUGAAAUUUGUCGAUUUUGCCAAGGGAGAAUCAAAGAAGAGUAAUAGUGCUGGGGUAGAAGAUGAAGGCUGCCCUGUAGACGUUGAUGCCUUACUAGCUUCACGUAGGAAGGACAGAAUGCUGAGAUCCAAAGAAAAGCUCCUAAAAUCAUACGUAAACAAGAAAGUACCACCAGACCUUACUGAACGGCAGCAGACUACGCUUGAGUUGGUCGAUAGAAGUUCGAAAACAUUUAAAGAAUUGGAGAAGCAGGCUGAAAAGGAAACCAUUGCAAAGGCACCCUCCGAACAAGGUUCGGAGCCAAGCACUUAUAAAGUAAUGUCAGAAUAUUCGGGUACUACUGCCUAUACGAGUGAUAGAUCCUCAUCUAUAUCUGCAGCGAAAAUGAAAUCGAAAUUAGAAGACAACGUCUUUUCGAACCCACUAUUGAACUCAAGAUCUUCGGCAGGGUCUGCAUAUUCUCGAAAACUAAAGAACGUGGAUUCAAACGAGGUGCUCAGAGAUAGUCCUGAUCCGCUAAGGGCCUAUCUAGAUGAUCUUUCUCUUGGUGGUAAUGGUGAUAUGAAAAGAUUUGAACAAUCGAUAAUGCCUAGGAGCGAGAUAAUGCCAACUCGAAAGAACUUACCAGAGUCCCAGAGAUCACAGAAAGGAAAAUCGAUGGGUUUUCUCUUGAAAAAUGACAUGAAGUCAAGUCCGAUGACAGAAAAACAAGAAAAUCAAAUACCGCAUCCAGAUUUGCAGAGCAUAGGGCUGGAGGAAAAGCCUUCAGCGGUCAACAUACAUAGGCUCCAAAAGAUUGAAGAUGGACCAUCGAACCUCAGUUCAAGAAUUACGUCAGUGACAUCACAAGGCCAUCGGGUCCCCUCUAUGAGAAGAGCAAAAUCCCAGGAGAACUUAAACUUCAAGUUCAUCACGAGCGAGGAUCUACCAUCACACUCAUCGGAAGGAUUUCCGGUUCUUAAGUACUGUCGUGCGCAAUUCGAUUACUCACCCGAGAUCGACCAAGAGCUUACCUUCAAGAAGAAAGACAUACUAAUGAUAUUGCACCAACAGCCCGAUGGCUGGUGGUUUGCCGAGAAUAUCAACACUGGAGACUCGGGACUCGCCCCAAGUAACUAUCUGACAGAUCUAUAA
Messenger RNA from Brettanomyces nanus, 1896 nucleotides. RefSeq lists its product as uncharacterized. Lineage: Eukaryota; Fungi; Ascomycota; Pichiomycetes; Pichiales; Pichiaceae. The coding region runs from base 1 to 1896 and encodes 631 amino acids. Gene Ontology annotation, molecular function: phospholipid binding; protein binding. Gene Ontology annotation, biological process: cytoskeleton organization. The transcript is spliced from 2 exons. The record is from RefSeq and is a predicted model, not a curated record. Gene Ontology annotation, cellular component: mitotic actomyosin contractile ring, proximal layer; plasma membrane; cell division site.